Messenger RNA from Naegleria lovaniensis, 2115 nucleotides. RefSeq lists its product as uncharacterized. Gene Ontology annotation, molecular function: GTPase activator activity; small GTPase binding. Lineage: Eukaryota; Heterolobosea; Eutetramitea; Acrasida; Naegleriidae. The record is from RefSeq and is a predicted model, not a curated record. Gene Ontology annotation, cellular component: nucleus; perinuclear region of cytoplasm; cytosol. Gene Ontology annotation, biological process: nucleocytoplasmic transport; activation of GTPase activity. The coding region runs from base 1 to 2115 and encodes 704 amino acids. The transcript has a single exon.
AUGAAAGUGGAUGAGACCAGUAGCAACAAUAACCGCUCAUCAGCCAUGAAGGAAUCAACAACAAGAGAUGAUGAAGAUGAUGAACAACGAUUGAUUGGCAUUCGUAACUCAAUGAAUAAUUUGAAAACAACAGAAGUUCGGAUUUGUCCAUUUUGUUUGCAACAAAUUUCUGUCCCGAUGAUGACUCACACCGAGAAAUUACAGGAUGAUGAUCAUCUCCAAGAUGAAUUAUCGGAACAUGUUUCAAUUUGUUUAAAUUUAUGGAUCAUUGAAAGAAGAAAAUUAUUUGAUGAAAAGACAAAUAUGGAAAAUAUUCAUUCCAACGAAAUUGUUGCAGAAAGCACAAACAAAAGAAAGUUGGAAUGUUGUUGGUCGAAUGAAGAAGAAAGAAAAUCAGUCAUGAAUCAUCAUGAAACUGCCACAAAAAAGAAGAAACAAUCUUCAAAUUUCAUGAUUGAGAAUGAGAAAAUUCCCAUGGUUGACGCCGAACACAACAACGAAAAAUCUAUUACUAGAUUGGACCAUGUACUUGGUGAUGACAUGUUGUUUCAAAUUCUGACAUUUCUUGAUCAGAGUUUCCUCGUUCACACUUGUAUGAGAGUUUCCAAAUAUUGGUAUGAACGAGUACUUUUCAUUCCCAUGACUUUGUCAUUGUAUGACCAUCACAGUACGACUCUUUCAACAUUGAAAAUGAUUACAUCCCAUCCAAAUACAUUCAAUUUCACUGAACUCUCUAUUUGCAACAAAGAUACUGAAAAAGCAAGGGAAAUCAUCCAGUUAAUUACAAGAAGUAACAAAUUUAACAACAUCAAGUCGUUAACUCUGGAAGAUUUUGGUCUUGAGAAACAAGAUAUUUCUGAACUUGCUUCAGGAUGUUUCAAAUCAUUGACAACAUUAUAUUUACACGAUGAAUCCAAAACACUUGAUUCAGAUUGUGGUGAUAUGAUUGUAAAUUGUGUUCACAUGAAAGAAUUGCGUGAAUUGAGCUUGUCUACGAAUCAUGGAGAUGAUAUCAUUCAAUCACUUUGUAACAGUGAAUACAUCAAAAAUCUCACUUAUUUGGAUUUAUGUGAUUGUAAUGUGAGCAAGAAAGGAGUUACAAUACUCGCUAAAUGUGCAUCAAUGAGCACUUUAACCAAUUUAAACUUGGGCAAUAAUGGAAUUGGUGAAGAAGGUGUGAGUGCAAUUGCAAACAGCUCCAUUUUGAGAAAUCUUGGUAUUCUAACUCUCAACGAAUGUCAUAUUAGGACCAAUGAAGUUCGAUCACUUGCUAAAAGUCCGUAUUUAAAAAAUAUUACAACAUUAGACCUUGACCAAAAUGCUAUUACUAACGAUGGAGUAUUCGAUUUGUGUGAAAGCGAUCUUUUGAGAAAUGUCACAAAUUUAAAUCUUUCACUGAAUGGUAUUGGAGUUAAUGGCAUCUCGUUUAUGACUUCCAAGAUGUCAAACAUCAAUAAUCUGACCAUAUUGCAACUUGAUAACAAUUCCAUCACAUCAGUUGGAGCAAAACUGAUUGCUGAAAGCAACUUAAUGCAACAUUUGAAGGAAUUAUCUUUAAUCAAUUGUGAGAUUGGUGAUGAGGGAAUGAUUGCCAUUUGUCAAAGCAAUUUUAUGAAAAACUUGACAACACUUUUUGUUGAUAAUAACAACAUUUCAGAGAGAGGCAUAUCAUCUCUAAUAUCAAGCCCUUUCUGUUGUACAUUGCAAGAACUCUCAUUGGAAUAUAACAAAAUUAGAUGUAAAGGAGCACGUUUAUUAUCAACAGCAUCAUUUCCCAAUCUGAUAACUCUUCAGAUAUCAAGUUGCAAAAUUGGGAAUGAUGGACUUUGUUUUAUUGCAAAUAAUUCAUCAUUUUCCCAACUCACCGAUUUGGAUGUUGGUUUCAAUAAGAUUUCCUCAGAGGGAAUUCAAGCCAUGUGCAACAGUCCACAUUUGAAAAAUUUAACCGUUUUGUCAUUACCUUUUAAUACUCUUUGCGAUGAUGAUGUCAUGUUAAUUGGCAGAACUUUUCGAAAUUUGGAGCAUUUGAGCACAAGUGGAUUGUCAACCGAGAAAUUGGAAGCAAUGUUAUCAAAACUCCUACCGAAAUGUGAGCUUAUCAAUUUCGACAUUUAA